AUGAGUUCUACACCGCAUACCAGUGAUGCGCCCGAUACAGGGCGGCCGCUCCUUUUUGCCCCUCCCGAUGCAAAUGGAGUAGAAGGCUGUACAGGCCUGCCGAUGGCCACACCCGCGUCUACCGUAACUCAGCCGCAGCCGCAGGACAGUGCCAUGGAGGACUCCCAGUCCCCUGUUGACCAGCAGCUGAAUGCUACUGCUGAGACACUUGAACCUGGCAUCAAGCCAGAAGGCGAUUUCGAGAGCGACACCGAGUCAGCUACGAGUGACAACGACGAUUCCGACUACGUCGAUGAUGAGGUUUCUGAUUCGGAUUCAAACGAUCUUUUAUCUCCUUCCAACGACUCAUUGUCCAAGCAAAGAGACGAAGUCUCUCUAAAUAUUGAAGCUCACUUGAAAGAGCUCGAAGUUGAGAAGGGUAAGCUCGUGUUCCUUUCUCAGUUUACUUGUCUCCUAGAACAUCAAGAGGAACGGCUAGAGUUCCUCGAAAGCGAGAUUUACAAAGAGAAAGAAGAGCAGGCGGCGCUGAAUACCCCAACGAUCGAGAAGCCCAAGCGCCGGCGACCCAUCAAGAACGUUCGAGAAUACUUUGCCAGAAAGCAUGGAGACGAAGACAAGCGGGCCGCCAAGAAUGCGAACAAGAAGCGCAAAGGAAGCGCGAAAGGGGGAGUAAGAAAGAAAAGAAAGACGACAGCCAAGAAUAAUACGAUUGACGAGAAGGGAAGCGCUCAGAAAAUGGACAGAAUCUUCGAUAGUACGAACGACAUCGAAGGUGCCAUUGCUGAAAACAGCGCACCAGUCAUGCCCGGAGUUCAUGCGACCACCAAAAAAGAACUCUUGGACCAUUUCAAGAGUAGUAUCCCAGAAGGCAGCGAUGUUCGGCGCGUCAAGACACAAGCGAGAGACCUUGAAGAAGCCUGGAAAAUGUUUGGUCCCAGAACAAUCACUGCCGCAGGUGACCGUUGCUUCAUGAAGGGCAUGAACUUUGGCCUGUUGGACUACCAGCUCAUGGCCCUUGGCUGGAUGAUGUCCAGAGAAUUUGGACGAACACUCCUGCACGGUGGCAUUUUGGCAGAUGCUCCGGGUUUGGGAAAGGCAGUCACCAGUCUCGCUACGAUCAUUGGCAAUCCUCCGGAUGACGACCCGGACAAUACGUUCUGCAACGCGACCAUCAUUGUGGUACCAAACAAAGACAUCGUCGACCAAUGGUACCAAGAAGUGCGAAAGCACUGCCAACCGCCUUUUUCUAAAUGGGUCAUGAAGUACUCUCGCAGCAGGGACACCCCUCUCGAGCAGGUGGAAGACCAGUUGAUCGUGAUUACCACCUACCACACGAUCACGCAAGAGCUUCCCAAGAAGGCAAUCAAGAACAACGGUACCCGAGUCAAACUUGCCUGCUGCAUGCUCAAAGGUAAGUAUCAUUGGGCACUGACUGGUACUCCAUUGUCCAACAACUUGGAAGAGAUGUUCCCGUACCUCCAAUUCACCGGUUGCAAGUUCACCAGAAACAUUCGCGAUUUCAAGAACAAGUACAUCGGGGAGGAAAACAACGAUAACUUGGAGACACUCAUCUCAAUGAUCAUGUUGCGACGAACAAACCAGGAUACCUUCCUGGGUCACAAGGUUCUACCUCUUCCCAAGGCUCAUGCUCACGACAUCAAGGUUUCUCUUUCGGUAAAGGAAACAGCCAUCUACGAUGUCAUCCACUGGUACUAUGAGAGAAUCAUCGGGACUAUGAAAAGAAAACUGAAAAAUGGAGGUGAUUCGAACCUGACGCAAAAGAUCGAGAAGGUCAAAUUGGCUCGCCAAUUGCGUCUUCGACAGGUCACGUCCCAUCCGUUCACGAUCGAGAAGAUUAUUCAAGAGAAACUUCGCGGGGAUGGCAUUGUGGGUAUUCAACGUGAACACAACAAAGCCAAGGGCAUCCUUCCGAUUGUAGAAAGUCUGAAAGAUGGCGACAAGGGAUCUCAUGGGCUUGCGCGUUUCAAUCUCGGCAUGGAGCAUCUAGAGGCCUUAGAAGAUGAGGCCUUUGGCGGCAAUUUGGACAUGGACGACCUUCUUAAGCUGGCUCUGAAUGAGGUAAAGAUUCGUGGCAUCGCUUGUGGUCUUUGCAAGAAGGCGAAACCACCAGUGAAGCCAGUCCGAUCUGCUAACUGCGAGCAUUUGUUUUGCGAGAGCUGUCUUAUCAAAGCUCUCAGCCAUGACAAGGGAGGCCGGCUUAAAACCGAUGUUGAAUGCCCCAAAGACAAAUGUGACGCCAAACUGGAGUUUGGCGAACGUGUCGACACAUUGGUCGAUGUUCAGGAUCGAGUGAAAGACGAUCGUCAUUUCACAGAACCUGGACGAGAUAUCAACAAUGCUCGGCCUCUUCGCAAACCAUGCGAGAACGGUUUCUUCAUUGCAUCAAGCCUCGAAAGCUCCUCAAUCACACCAAGCUUGAAAAUUACCACCGCCAUGGCUGUCUUCUUCACCCAAUUCAUCAUGACUGGUAAAGUGAUGGGCCGCAUGCUCGAAAAGUUUGGUGCCAAGUUUGCAUACUACUAUUCAUCCGGCUUCAGUGACGCUCAACGAUCGAAAUCGAUCAAUUCUUUCAAGACUCAUGCAGACUGCAAGGUCCUGAUUGCUGGCCUGGGAUGCGGCGCUCAGUCGCUGAACCUCACUAUUGCCAACCGGGUUCUCAGCAUCGAGCCGUGGUGGAAUCGGACCAGAGAGCUGCAAGCCUUUGGCCGUGUUCACCGUAUGGGACAGGAAAAGGAAUGUACCUUUGUCCACAUAAUGACACAAAAGUUCAUUGACAGUCGCAUUGACGAGCUCCAGCUACAAAAGCAAGAGAUCAUCGAUAGAGCUCUGCAAGAUGAUGGACAUGUUCCCACCACCUUGAGUGACUUGCAGCUCCAUCAACUUAUUGAUCCGGACAGCAACCCCGAAACAUUUGCUCAGGAAAUCGAGCAAGCUUUGGAAGAGGCCGAUGAACUGGAGCAGGGCGGCGAAGAUCAAGCGUCUCAUCGGAACGGCGCGACUCCAUGGAUGAUCAGGGGCAUAUCAAAGGAGUCUUUCAAUUUUCGGGGAAAUUCUUGUGGUAUUUGA
Fusarium venenatum is the source of this 3087-nucleotide messenger RNA. NCBI's taxonomy places the organism in Eukaryota, Fungi, Ascomycota, Sordariomycetes, Hypocreales, Nectriaceae. The record is from RefSeq and is a predicted model, not a curated record.